Molecule: messenger RNA, 610 nt
Organism: Penaeus vannamei (Pacific white shrimp)
Lineage: Eukaryota; Metazoa; Arthropoda; Malacostraca; Decapoda; Penaeidae
Source: RefSeq, a predicted model, not a curated record
CUCAGUGGGUGAGGGUACCGGUGAUCCAGCCAGUGAGGAGAGCAUGGAUGUAUCUGAAGCUUCCAACAGUAGUGGAACCUUGGCCAACCAGUCACCUCUCUCUGACCACAUUCCUAACAACAUUUACUCCUUUGAGCACAGUGUCCGUGACCCUCUUCGGUUCCCAAUGCAGAACGGACGGUUAGUAGGAGCAGCUGUGGAGGGCAAUGUUCCUCCACCAGCAGGAGGAGGAGCUGCAGCUGAAGCAGCUGGAGGCCAUAGACCUUCACCAUUCAAUCUUUCCCACUUGGAAUUUUCACUUCCAGACACAGAGAUAUAUGAAGCAGAACCAGUGGACUUUCCUAGUUCCCCAACUGCCCUUCGCUCCAUGGUCCACCCCAGUGACGACAGCCUUGGAAUGGGUGUCAGACUUGCAGACAGGGAGGAGCCUCCACAAGCCCCUGCCACUCCUACUGAAGAUGACCGGUCCAUGUAUACUGCAGUAGUGUCUCCGCCCACCGGUCAGGUCACCCUCCGUAAAGGAUGUAUAGAAGUAGUAAACAUAUCAAAGACCAGUAGUGCAUUGGAACCUCAUAGCACAAUAGAACACUCAAGUACCACACAUGAUUAG